CUAUAGGGUAUAUAAUAAAUCAAAUCAUAAAGUAGAAGAAUCUAUGCAUGUAAAAUUUGAUGAAACCGAUCCCUUUGGGUCGAGUAAGGUAAUUGCAGGUUCAAAUGAAGAAGAAGAGGAAGAGGAAAUCCUGGAAAUUCCUGCGCAAGAAGAAGAAAGUGCAAAGAAGGAACUACCGAAGGCAUACAAACACUUGAAGAAUCAUCCAAGAGACACUAUCAUUGGAGAUAUUGAAAAGGGAGUUAGAACUAGGAACAAUUACAAUCUUUGUGCACACUAUGCGUUCGUUAGUCAAUUUGAACCUAAGAACGUAGAAGAUGCACUAAAAGAUAGUGAUUGGAUUAUAUCCAUGCAACUAGAGCUUGAGCAAUUUGAACGCAACAAGUUUCGGUAUCCUCGAUUUUUUCGGGAAAUAUCGGGAUCAGUUCGAUCCUUGCUCGCCCCUACCUUACAAUAGUUUUUUUUGAAUGAGAAGUUUUAAAUCGAAUUAAACAAAGCCACCCCACAAGCCUCACACCAGUCCGUCGUUUUUUCUUCCCCGUUGUUUUAAUGUCUUCCCACCAAAUCUGCGCUGUUAGGACUUAGGAAUGGCGACUUCUUCCUUCAAAUCUACUUCCAAACGGGGAACCAGGAAUACCAGAAAUGAUGAUUCCAAGGAAUACCCCACUCCCACUUCUUCUUCCUCCUCCUCCAAGCCGCUCCGACGGCGAUCCUUAAGCAUUAGCGCCGUUUCUCGGAUCUCUAGACAAGAUGCUUCGUCGGAGUUUUCUAACAAGCGAGAUAAUCCAUUGUUCUGGACCUCGAAUAUUUCGCCCAGUGACCAGGAUGAAAACAGGAAAGUUGGAAAUGAAAAAGAGACGUCUCUUUUUGAUGGAUUUAGUAAAGGUAAAGUUGCUCGUGAUUCUGCAAUGUCCAUGUCCACCAACAGAGAGGUUGAUAACAGAGGGCGAUCGACUAUUAGAAGCUCUAGGGAUGUCAGGAAUGGGAUCGGACGGAGCCUUUCUCGCGUACGUGGCCGGCCUGUGUCUAGGGGCCGCUAUGGAUCAGCUAAUGAGAAUGAGAUGGAGCAUGAUCCCCUUUUAUUAAAAACUAUUAAUCAAAGAAGAGAGCUAAGACAUGCUGCUAAAAGUUCCAUAGGAUCUGCGCUAGUUGAAAAGGAUACAGUUACACAUGAUCGGGUAACUGGCUCAAAAAUAGCAGCACUCCAAAGUCAACACAAUGAGCUUUCAGAAGAUGAUUCUAAUUAUAGCAUACACAAUUCAACUGGGGAAGAUGGAAUUUCAAUAAGUUCUUUUUCUGAAGCAGAUGAUAAAAGCAUCCCAACUUCUGAGCAGGUUAUGCGAAGGGACAAUGUUAAUAACAUAUUAACCUAUAGUGCUGCGGAUAUUCCUCCAAAUUUGAAUCCUGAGGCUGUUGACUUAGUUUUAAACAUUAGAAAGGAAUAUUGUAGAAAACUUGAGGAGUCUCAAGAAAGGACUAGACAGCUGAAAGCAGAUUUAGCGGUAGAAGAGCAUCACGGGCAGGAGCUAAAUAGAAUUCUCAAGGAGAUAGUACCUGAUUCACGGAAAUUAAUUUCUCCCCAGAGAACUCGGAUUGCAAGAAGAAGGAGCAAUGAAAGAAAAAAGAUGUCGCAACGCCUUACUGAAGAAGCAAUGGCAUACUUUGAUCAUUUUGAUGAAUGUGUAUCAACAUCAACUUUUGAUGGUUCUGACUUCUCAGCACCUGAAGAUCCACCUCACAGUUCAAUUGGAGCAACCUCCUCAGACUGCAAGGGUCUAGUUGAACCCCACGAAAGCAUGGAAGGUUUUUCUCGCAAUACGAAGAUAUCCUGCGGCAUUAGUAAGUUAUCUUUCAUGCACGAAUCGCCGAAACAUCCUGAAGUGGAUGAUGACAUUAGGAGAUGCAUUAAGCUUUUUGAAAGAGAGACAGUCACAAGUGAAAUCAAUGCCGAAAUGGCCGCAUCACAUUGUGAUGAUGCAAGUGCAUACAAAUUGAAAGGACACAUAGAGAGCUUGUGGUUUCAUCGGGUGGUUUACAACAAAAGAAUAGAUUCUGGGGGUUUGCUCCUUUGUGGCGGGGGCAUUGCGGUUGCUGGUUUUCCCUUUGGGUCUUCUUCCAUUUGAAGAGUCAAUGAUCUAAACUGUGAAGGCCCCGCCGCCGUCGCCCGCCGGUCAAAGUCGCCGGAAAAUGAACUUUUUCCGAUUCC
Messenger RNA from Cuscuta campestris, 2206 nucleotides. NCBI's taxonomy places the organism in Eukaryota, Viridiplantae, Streptophyta, Magnoliopsida, Solanales, Convolvulaceae. The record is from the annotation of a GenBank genome assembly.